ACGUGCAUUCUCCGAAAUCACAUCAUGCACACGCAAAAAAAUUGUCGGAAGUAGACAAAGUAGCUGCUCGGUAAACGGUACAGCUGCGCGCGCAUUUGCAUUCUCGCGACGGAAGUGCAGCGGCUGAAACCCGGAGGAAAGCGACAACGGGAUCGAAAACGAAGCGGAAUUAGUCAAUGAGAGGGAGGAGAGAGAGAGACAGGAAUCUAGUGUGUGAGACUGGGAGGCUGCUGGACGCAGGGCCGAGGUGGACGUGGCGGGUCCGGCAGGAGUUUGAAGCAGGAUCCGCUCGCGACGCGUCGACGGCCGACAGACGAGCAAUGCACGGAGAAAACGUCAGGAGCCAGGGGAGUCAUUGUUGUUCCUAACCAAGGCGAGUGGUUGCUGUGGCAUCAUUGGCGAACCCCCCUGCUCGGGAACCCAACCUUUGUCUCUGUGAAAGUAAGCUAUAAUACUCAUAACGGGUACGUUUGUCAGUCGGUGGACUAGCUUCCACCAGAAUGGCAGAGCUGGAGGCCGAAUGCAUCACUUUAGGACUAAGUAAUUUAGUGACGGAAUGCAGUUCUCCGCCCCUCGACCCCUUGCAUCCGGAGUGCACCACGCCGACGCUGACCAUGCUUUCGUCCGAAUGCAGCACGCCCACCCUCAGCUCGCUGGCUUCGGAGAUAGUGGAGCCCAUGGCCAUGCUGCCGUGCAUCAAAAGUGAGCCCGACCUCGACCCCAUCAGCACAGUGGACCUGUCUGUCAUCCAGCCCCUGAGCACGGCCGAGCUUGGCACGGAUCAGAUCAAGAUGGAGAUCAGCGGCCUCGACUACAUCAAGUCCGAGCACCACGGCGACCUCCAUUGCUUCCACAGUACGGAGCUGGACUCCUACAAGUCACACUACGAACCCAGCCUGGUGUUCGACUACAUCACCCACGUCUCCGACAGCCUGGAGUACAUCAAAUCGGAGCAGCAUUCCGACUUGCAGAGUUACUAUGCCACAGAGCUCGGCGCUCUCAAAACCGAAUACGAACCUAACCUCAUGUCCAGCCACAUCAAGACCGAGAUGAGUCUGGAGUCGAUCCACAUGGCGGAGUUGCGCUCGGAGCUCAACAAACUCCGACCGGAUACCGUCAUCGACGGUAUGGGGAAACUAGACUCGGAGUUCCCCCCGGGAAACCUUUACGAACUGACGCCCGUCGCACAAAACCACACCAGCACAAAAGGCCACGGCUCGACUCAACGCAAACCUCGCAACCUCACGGGUGAGAAGCCUUUCUCCUGCACUCAGUGUGGUAAGAACUUCAGUACUUUGGGUAACCUGAAGACUCACCAACGUAUCCACACGGGCGAAAGGCCUUACACCUGCUCCCAGUGUGGAAAGAGCUUCGGUCAGGCCGGGAACUUGAAAAGGCACCAGCUGAUCCACACGGGGCAAAAGCCUUACACUUGCGCACACUGCCCGAAGGGUUUCACCAAAGCGGACGAUCUCCGCUCGCACCAGCGACUGCACACGGGCGAGAAGCCGUUCACCUGCGCUGAGUGCGGUAAAAGCUUCGGUCAGACGAAGGAACUCAAGGCCCACCAGUUGAGCCACACUGGGGAGAGGCCGUACUGUUGCUCGCUUUGCGGCAAGAGCUUUACUAAAGAGACCAGUUACCGCAAUCACCAGCAAAUUCACACGGGCGAGAAGCCGUUUAGCUGCUCGCAGUGUGGCAAAUCUUUCAGCAAUUCAGGGGUCCUCAAAACUCACGAGAAGAUUCAUUCCGGCGAGAGACCGUACGGCUGCACCCAGUGCGGCAAAAGUUUCGGUCGAUUGGGACAUCUUAAAGCGCACCAGCAAACUCAUACGGGCGAACGGCCGUAUGGCUGCCAGCAGUGCGGGAAGAGCUUCAGCCAAUCAGGUCAUCUUAAAGCACACGAGCAAAUUCACAAACGUGAAAAACCCGAUCUUAGCAGCGGCAGCAGUCGCAGUAACGAUAGUAGCUGAACACCUCAUUAUGUCUCAAAGUAUUACUCUUUCUUUUUAUUCUCUUCGUCUUUUUUUAUAAAAGCUACAGUAUAUAUAAAUAUAUUAUAAAAUAUAUAUGUUUCAUUAUGUUUUCAUACAUUUCGUCUCUUUUUUUAUAUCUUUUUUGGGUAUAGUUUCGUGACUGAUUUUCUAUGUUUGGGAUCAGUGAGGUCACAGAGAGGUCUUUGUAUCUUGUCUGAUCUGUGUCGUAGUGAGUGACAUUCUAGUUUCUUUCCUCCAGUAAAAUACUCGUGUACACGUUUUCUUGAUAAUAUGUAAUUCCUAAACCAUGUACUGGAAUGAAUUAUUAAAGAAACUAAUGAAAACA
This is a messenger RNA of Paramisgurnus dabryanus, 2322 nucleotides long. RefSeq lists its product as uncharacterized. Gene Ontology annotation, biological process: regulation of transcription by RNA polymerase II. Gene Ontology annotation, cellular component: nucleus. NCBI's taxonomy places the organism in Eukaryota, Metazoa, Chordata, Actinopteri, Cypriniformes, Cobitidae. The record is from RefSeq and is a predicted model, not a curated record. Gene Ontology annotation, molecular function: RNA polymerase II transcription regulatory region sequence-specific DNA binding; DNA-binding transcription factor activity, RNA polymerase II-specific.